AUGAGGAUUGCUGCCCGAGUGCCUACACCCCCGGGGGCCAUCUUCUACACACUCCGAAGCGACGCGACCGGGAUGUUUGACUCCUUUUACCGGCUCCGUUACGACCAGAGGGCCCUGGGCCGCUGCCUGAUUGACCCAAGUAGCUGGACGAUCAUGCAUGAUUUCGGCCAAACGUGCCCUGGGGAGGACCCAAGGUGCAUCUCGCACAGGGGCACGGACUACCUGCUGGACAACACCUGGGGCAGCAGCAGCUUGAUCGUGCCAGCUGACAACUUCAAAGUGUGCAAGCUUCCCUCAAAGGGCAAGAACCUUAGCCUCAUCUCUCACGGUGACGAGCUCCUCUGCAUCGAGUGGCUCCGACCCCUGACCGUUCUGUCAACGAGCGAGUCGCCCUACCCUGAUACUUGGAGGCGGACAAGGGCCCGGAAGGAGAUUCCGGACUACAGCCUGCGCGGUGGCACCCCUGGUUACAAGACCCCGGUCGACGGUGUAUAUGUCGGCUUUGGGCACCGGACGACGGCAGGCCCCAAGGGUGAGGUCAAACACACCCCAUUUGCAUGGCGGCUGGAUGUCAAGAAUUGGCAGAUGAGCUUUGAAGAGCAGGUUGUGCCAAGGGCAACCCUGUCAAACAAGGAGUUUGGAUUCAACCAGCACUUUAAGGACAUGUACACGGUCAAGGAGGAGAUUGAUCGCGGAUCGUUUGGCAGGACGCACAUCGCAGAGGCCAAGUCACAAAAGGGUGGCACUGUGGCCGUAAAGAUCAUCCCAAAGAGCUCCAUGAUCAGUGAGGCCGCAAUUAUGGACGUGCACAGAGAGGUCCAGAUACUGAGCCUGCUGUCAGGCCACGAGGGGAUAGUGGAGUUUAUGGCAGCUUACGAGGACUUGAUGAACGUGUACAUUGUGAUGGAGCUAUGCCAAGGUGGUGAGCUGAUGGAUCACAUCCUCAGCAACCAGGGGCCAUACAAGGAGGCAACCGCAAUCGAGCUGGUGUGGCAGAUCCUCACGGCAGUUGCCUACAUGCAUGAGAAGAAAGUCAUCCACCGCAACAUCAAGCCUGAAAACUUCAUCUUUGCCAACGAGAAGGACAACAUCAUAAAAGCGAUAGACUUUGGGCUCUCCUACCGGUGUGAGGAGAACGAAACUAUCAAAGAAGUGGUGGGCAGCCCAUUCUUUGUCGCACCAGAGGUCCUAAAGCAGGCCUACAAUCUCAAGGCAGACGAGUGGAGCGUGGGGAUCCUGACCUACAUCCUGCUGAUUGGAACACGGCCAUUCUUUGGGAGGACGGACUCGGAGAUCUUCAAGGCCGUGCUGAGGGACGAGCCUGACAUUGACAACGCGGACCUCAGCCUGCCCGCAAAAGACUUUCUGAAACGGCUGCUCAACAGGAACGGCUUUAUGAGGCGAUCGACCUCCAGGGAAGCCUUGGCAAAUGCGGCAGCAUUGGGCAGGUCCGCAAGAAACAUCCAGUCGUUGAUCGAGUUUGAUUCCAACAGCGAAUAG
This is a messenger RNA of Klebsormidium nitens, 1500 nucleotides long. NCBI's taxonomy places the organism in Eukaryota, Viridiplantae, Streptophyta, Klebsormidiophyceae, Klebsormidiales, Klebsormidiaceae. The record is from the annotation of a GenBank genome assembly.